AUGAAUAGAGCGAUAUUACGGGGGUCUUGGUGUCGCCCGCAGGUGAUUCGCUCACUUUCAUUCCCUAGCACCUCCAAGUCUCGUCGGACACUCUCUGCUCAUUCGAUUUGCAAUGCCAAUGACCGCAGCUUUUCGUCAAAGUCUCGCUUCCACUCUGAACAGUCGCCUGUGACUCCCCCUAAUUCGGCUUCUGGAUCGGACGAAGGUAGUAAAACAUUGUCAGGGAAUGAGAAGUUGACUUCGUCUAGCCAUGUACCAUGGUAUCUUCAAGAAUCGCCGCCCAUUUCCGAGUCGCAGCAGAUGUCAUCUCGAGAUCAAAUUCCAGAUCUACCAGAGAAUCCCCCAGAAAUUCUUCCCGUUCUUCUAGACUAUGUUUUUAAAGAUCUUGGGUUGGACAAUUUGAAAUUGAUUGAUUUACGGCCCUUGGAGAGCCCGCCUCCCCUAGGUGCCAAUGUGAUCAUGAUCAUCGGGACGGCACGGAGUGUGAAACACUUGAAUGUUUCGGCAGAUCGCCUUUGUCGAUGGCUGAGAAGUACCUGGAAGCUGUCGCCAUAUGCAGAUGGAUUGCUGGGGCGGAAUGAGCUUAAAAUCAAGCUCCGACGCAAAGCCCGCCGGGCCAGGAUUGCAAGCCAGACGGGAGCAAUGGUCGAUGACAAAGAUGACGGAAUCACCACGGGGUGGAUUUGUGUCAAUGCAGGCGUUGUUGAAAAGGGCCCUGUCCCGCAACAAGAAAUGCAAAACUUUGAAGGAUUCGGUCACAUUACGGGAGACACUCGCGUCGUGGUACAGAUGUUCACGGAGGAGAAGCGAGCCGAGGUCGAUCUUGAAGUCCUAUGGCAAAAAACCUUAGAUCGAGAUAAACGCGAGAAACAGAAGCGUGCCGAGGUCACUUCUACCGCACCUCUUGAAGAGGUUCGUGCUUCCAUAUCGGUACACCCAUCAACUUCUGACCAUCAUUAUGGACAUUGCCCCAGGUCUCCAGCGAGCCUUCCAGUCGAACAGAGGAGGCGAUUCCACAGCAGCCUCACUCUCCGCAUUCUCCCAACCGGGCAGGGCCUCGGUAGUACGCCCAACCCCUCAUCAAACUUAGAUUCUGCUUUCACCCAGACCCAUCCCAAUUCGUUUUUUAGUGUGUCUACAGAUUCUUUAUUGCGACAUUUAUCGGGAUUGCCAGACGAGGAUUUUAGAUAUGAACUGGGUCAGGGCCCGGGCGAUGCCUCAACAUUGUUUUUGCGGCAGUUUCUUGAACAGCUAACAGGUGUAUCCGCAGAGGAAAAGGCUAUAUCCAACAUCAAAUUAUUGUGCGUGGCGAUUUCUCGGCAACAUCCGGCAUAUAGCAAGGAGGGCUUGCUGGAGGCUUUUGACUAUUGUACCGCAAUGGGCUAUUCUAUCUCCGAUGAGUUGGGCUUUCAGGUUGUUUCUACCUUGUUGACCGAGCGGCCCACGGGGUUACUACCGGACAAGGAUAAAGAAACGGCUCUUGACAUUCUAGAGUACCUGUCAUUUCAGGGCACAGAUGUGUUGAACAUGAAAGUGUUCAACAUGAUCUAUAAAGUCACAACUCGAGUCUCCGAUGUCACGUCGCCGGAAGAUGCACAAGAAAGACUAGCAUCCAAUAAGGCCGCAGGACUCCGGAUUUUGCGGAUGAUCGACAUGCUUCAAGUUCCCUUUGACCCCGAGCAAGCCCGUAUCUUGAUGGUCCGUCUAUUCCAGAAUCAAGACUACGAGGGAUUCUGGAAACUGUGGCGCAAGCUUCCGCUCAAUGAUAGUCCUCGUACUGUGGCUGACUAUGAGCUUCUCUUUCGGCUCCAUAUUGACCUCGGAGACCAAUCCCGCGCGCACCAAUGCCUGUCAACUUGGUUUCCUAUGAUGAGUCGGGAAGACCCGCCGAUUCCUUUGCAAGGACAGCUCCUACAGGAUAUCCGGUACUGUAUUAUACUGGCGGAUCCGGAGAUUGAGGACAAGGUGGCAGAUGGAUCUACUUGCCACCUGGCGCGGAUUUGGAGGGAAUGCGAAAGGACGAGGGCUGCCUGA
This is a messenger RNA of Aspergillus tanneri, 2034 nucleotides long. RefSeq names its product ATPase synthesis protein 25 mitochondrial (gene ATP25). The coding region runs from base 1 to 2034 and encodes 677 amino acids. The record is from RefSeq and is a predicted model, not a curated record. Gene Ontology annotation, biological process: mRNA stabilization; mitochondrial proton-transporting ATP synthase complex assembly; mitochondrial gene expression. Lineage: Eukaryota; Fungi; Ascomycota; Eurotiomycetes; Eurotiales; Aspergillaceae. The transcript has a single exon. Gene Ontology annotation, cellular component: mitochondrion.